This is a messenger RNA of Apis mellifera (honey bee), 2256 nucleotides long. RefSeq names its product protein FAM98B. Bases 191 to 1798 code for a protein of 535 amino acids. Lineage: Eukaryota; Metazoa; Arthropoda; Insecta; Hymenoptera; Apidae. The record is from RefSeq and is a predicted model, not a curated record. The transcript is spliced from 7 exons. Gene Ontology annotation, cellular component: tRNA-splicing ligase complex.
UACCGGAAUUUUAAUUAUCGCAAACCAAAUAAGCAAAAACAAAGUAUACGUUAUAUAUAUUAUUACUUAUACGACAUCUAUUUAUUCUUUCUUAUAUACCCUAAAUUAAAAAAUUUGGUGACAUUGACAGCGUAUACGGCAAAGGAAAGUAUUGUGUGUAAUUUAUUGAUAUUUUUAUUAUUUUGUCAAAAUGGAACUUAAAUUAUUGGAAAGAAUAGAAAAACUUGGGUAUAAUGGUCAAUUGAUAGAACCUAAUAAAUUCAAAGAAGCUUUAAAACAAGGUCCAAAAUCACCAGAAUUUACAAAACUUGUAGCAUGGUUAGCAGAUGAGAUUGCAUUACUAAAUGAUAUGGAUGAAACUAUUCAUGCAAUAGUAUCACCAGAUGAUUCUAGUUCUUUCUUAUUAGAAUUAAGCUGUUUUCUUAAGGAAUUAGGAUGUAUGAAUGAGAGAUUAAUGACUGGUAAUGUUAAUACAAGAUUGACAACUGAACAAGAUAGAUAUAUCUUAUUAGAUUUUUUGGGAGCAGAAUUAAAAACUUGUAGAUUAUUAGAAUUCAAAAAACAUAAAAAUUUAAAUUCCACUGCUGUUGUUGUUGAAGAGAGUGAUACUGCUAAGGAUCUUAAAGAUAUGUUAAUAGCUUUAAAUUUUGAAAAACCACCAAAUGAUAUUACUUCAGAAAAGCUUUUUACAAGACUGGAGAAUAAAUUGACUGAAGUAUUAAAAAUAGCUCCUUCUGAACUUGUAGGACAACCAUUAAUUACUCAUGAAUUCUCAGAAGCAGAUUGGAAAGACCUUCAACAUAUACAACAAGAAUUACAUGAUGAGUAUAGAGUGCGCCGUGAUAUGUUGCUCAAAAGACUUGAUGUAACGGUGCAAUCUUUCCUAUGGUCAGAUAGAGUUAAAGCUCAAGAGGCUGAAUUAAAUAGACGUUAUGAAGAAACUAGAAAAUUUUUAAAUGCAGAACCAGACAUUACAAUUGCUGAUUUAUUAGCAGCAAGAGAUGAUAUUGCAUUAAUGGAAAAAACAAGCAAUGCAAGUGUUAGAAAAAAUACUCAAAGUGAAAUUAAUAAAGUUAUUAUAGGAGAAGUACCAGAUAGAGGUGGAAGACCAUAUGAACAAGAACCACCACCACCUGAAAUGCCACCUUGGCAAAAAGAUAGGGUACCAGGACCUUCAACUAGUGGAAAUAGAGGAAGUGGAGGCAAUAGAGGCGGUGGUCGUGGAAGAGGCAAUUUUCAAAAUUCUAAUGCUACUUAUAUCAAUGAUAGAAAUUCAUAUAGUGGUCAUGGAGAUAGUGGACAUCAAAGUUCAAAUUUUGCUCCUAAUAGUGGUGGAUAUGGUGGACAAGGAGGAAAACAAGGAGGUGGUUAUGGAGGAGGGUAUGGAGGACAAGGAGGAGGGUAUGGAGGACAGGGAGGAGGGUAUGGAGGACAAGGAGGAGGGUAUGGAGGAGGGUAUGGAGGAGGGUAUGGAGCAGGACAAGGAGGAGGAUAUGGAGGAGGUCAAGGAGGAGGAUAUGGAGGAGGUCAAGGAGGAUAUGGAGGUGGAUUUGGAACUAGUGGAAAUAAUAGUUAUAGUGGAGAUAAUAGAGAUGGAGGAUAUGGUCAUCGAUACUGUAAUCCAGGUAAUAUAGGACCUACAUCUCAAUCCGAAUAUAAAAGUGGACAACAAUAUCAAAGAGGAGGUUCCAGUGGUCGAGGAAGAGGAGGUAGAGUUCAAGGAGGAUGGAAUCAAGGAAUAGAUAAUUAUCAACGUGGCGGAUAUAAUCGUGGAGGCCAAGGAGGACGACAAUAUUAAAAUAUUUUGUGUAAUGUAUUUAUUAUGAAUGUAAUAGUAAAAGAUAUUUACAUCACAGAGCAUAAUAAUUAAUAUCAAUGAAUUUCUAUAUAACAAAUGCUUAAAAUUUAUAUAUCUAACAUUGUUUUUAAACAUUAUAUAAGUUAUAAAAUGCAAAUAUUAAUUCUAAACUAAAAAAUAAAUAAGAAACAUUGAUAUUAUUCAUAGAAACAUAAAUAAUUUACUCUUAUAUGAAUUAAAGUAAUCAUUGUAUCCUAUUUUAUAAGACUUUCUUGUGUUCUGAAUAUUAAUUUUGGCUAUGUUUGAAUUUUGUAAAUAUGCAUUUUUUUGUAUAAUGAAGAAAAGAUAGUGAAUAUGUUGAAAUUAAUCUAUACAAUGUAAUAUGUAAGAAAAAAAAAUUUAUUGUUUAAAUUAUUUAAUUGUAUAAUAUUUAUCAAAUAUAUACGUAUAUAUUAUAA